GGAUCUGUAACCCACCUUUCUCCUCUCUGUGGCUUAUUAUGGUGCUCAGAAAGGAUUUAAAGUCACCACCUGUUACAUAUCAUCAAAUCAUCUGAGUGCAAGCCAUGUAGUCAGUCCUGUGGUUCUCCCAGUGCCCAACUCAGCAUCCAGCCUUCUGCUCCCAGUGGGAACGGAUCUUCCUCCUCACUAUCCCCCGUUUCCAUCACUGAGGACGUCUUCUUUGAUAACAUGACAACGAAUGACAACCAGGAUGCGUGUUCAAUAGUCAGUGACUACGACUGCCCUGGUGUGGAAGUGGGUGGCAGCGUGGAAGACCUGCUGGGCUUCAGCCCCUCUCUCAGGGCUUCUGAGUACUUCAAAGACUUGGAGGGAGGGAUACCGGCUUCACAGUCUACUGCAUCCACUGUAACCACAGUCCCAGAGAGCAAAACCCUGACGGUUGACCAACAAGUGUCUCUAAACACAGACCCUCCUGCCAUCAACCUUCCUCUACAGACUUCUCUGACCGCACUCUCCCCUCAGGUCAAUGCACCAUCACCGCCCUACUAUAUACAGCCUGCGGAGGAACCUCUUCACAGCUUUGUGGUCACUCAGCUUAGUCCUAAGUUAUUGCCAGGUUGUCUCAUUGACAGUGGUGUCUCCUCAGACCCUUCAACAGAGCUUAGUUUGACAAUAAAUCUGAAUGGACUGUUGGGUUCAGUGGAAACAGCAAAAGGGAUAAUGGGAUCAGAGGCAGUAAAGGAGGAAACCACAAUGGAUUUUGACGGAGAGCCAGAUGAGGACAGCUUUCCUAUCCUGGUCAGAUCCAUGUCAACGUCCCGAAGACACAGCUGGGGCGUCCCUGUGUCCCCCAUUGACCUGCGGAGGAGACUGAGUCUGGAUACCACGGCCAUGGACAGCGAUGGAGAGAGAGAGGAUGAUGAGGAGAGCCAUCAGCAGACCUACAGCUGCACGGCCUGCCCUGAGGAUGAGACGGAUGGUCCCGGGAUGAGGUUCCCCUGUCCCAGAGCCAGGGUCACUAGCAUGGCCGAUGGUGCGCCUGGCAGACAUCUGUAUUCCCGCUCAGAGAUCCUCGCCACAGAUGAAUGUUCCCGAGCUGCACACAUUUCUCGAGUUGUGCAGACAUCCAAACAGGCCGCAAGGGCAGCAGGAGCGGAGGAGUUCGACCCAGAAGAAAACCUACAUUCUACUGAGGGACAGAGCCAUAUAGCAAAGCAGAGGAACAACAGAUCAGAUGUCAAAGAAUCAGGAAAUGUCACUUGGUACGAGUUCCUCUCUAAUGAGAAUGAGGAAGAGGAGGAUCGUACAGAGAAGGUGGAGAAAGGCACCAAGGUGAAGAGGACCCUUAGCUCUUUGAGGAACAGGAUGGCUGGCUCCUUCAAUAAAGAUAAGGGUAAGAACCGAGAAAAAGAGCAGCAGAAAGAGAAGUGGAAGGAGAAGGAGAGGGAAGCCAAAGAGAAAGUAUGCAGCAGCAGCAGGAUGAGCAGUGGGCAUCAUUUGGUGCCAGGCGCUUUUUCCAGCUGUGCCACCUGCUCACUGUGCAGCAAGUCCCUGCAGAAAAAGCAUGGCCUGCAGUGCAUGAAUUGUGCCGUGAACGUUCACAAGAACUGUAAGUCUCUGCUGGGUGACUGCACCAGCAGCAAGAAUAAGAGAGAUUUUCUACCGAAGACCAGCUCAUCAGGAUCUCCUAACCUUGCGCUAAAAGACCGGGACAGAGAGCGGGAUCAGGCAGGCCUUGCCUCAUCACAGACCCUGGAUGGCCACCCAAGUUUUCUCAGCACCCCAGGCAUGACCGUUAGUCAGUGGGGACCUAACACUCAGCUGACUGCCGCCCAUACCACCUACUCCUCUGCAUCCCCUGCCUCCAGCCUUGGCCACAGCCUCCAUCACCACAACAGCUCAGGAUCCCUCCCUGGGGAGAUGGAUGAGACAGAUGCUCUCCGCUCCAAACGCUGCAAUGAAGACGCCAUUUCCCUCGCUCCCUCCACCACCGAGUCUAUCAUCGUAGAAGAUGCUCACUAUACAGCAGUGCGGGCUGAUCUGGAGUCUGAUGCCCAGGACCUGGAGGCGGAGUCAUGGAGUUUGGCAGUUGACCAGCAGUAUGUUAAGAGGCACUCUAAAGAAAUGGUGAAGAGACAGGAUGUGAUAUAUGAGCUGAUGCAGACGGAGAUGCACCAUGUGCGAACACUGAAGAUAAUGCUUCGUGUCUACGUCCGAGAGCUGAAGGAGAACCUCCAGAUGGACUCGGGCAGGCUGGACUGUCUGUUCCCCCGCUUGGAAAACCUCCUCGAUCUUCACACACAUUUCCUGUCUUGUCUCAAAGAGCGGCGACGAGAAAACCUCAUCUCACCUAGCGACAGGAACUACACCAUCAACAGAGUGGCAGAUAUUCUGAUCACACAGUUCUCAGGUGAAAUCGGAGAGAGGAUGAAGGAAAGCUAUGGAGAUUUCUGCAGUCACCACACUGAGGCUGUCAGCUACUACAAAGAACAGCUGCAAAACAAUAAAAAGUUCCACAACAUCAUACGGAAAAUCAACAACCUGUCCAUUGUGCGGAGGUUAGGAGUGACCGAGUGUAUUCUGUUGGUGACGCAGCGCAUUACCAAGUACCCUGUACUAGUGGAGCGUAUUCUGCACAACACUGAAGCGGGAACAGAGGAGCAUGAGGAUCUGACUCGAGCUCUGGGUCUGAUUAAGGACACCAUCAUUAAGGUGGACACGCUGGUUAAUCUCUAUGAGAAGAUGUCCCGACUCAGAGACAUAUACAACAAGGUGGAGCUCAAGGCACUGGGAAAAAUCAAAGAUGGCCGAGUGUUUCGCAGGGAGGACCUGGCACCAAGCAGGAGAUGGCUGCUUCAUGAGGGCACAGUCAACUGGAAAGCUGCAUCUGGCAGACUCAAAGAUAUUCUUGCAGUUCUUCUGUCAGAUGUGUUGCUCUUGUUACAAGAGAAGGACCAGAGAUAUGUAUUUGCCACUGUGGAUAGCAAGCCGUCAGUGAUCUCUCUUCAGAAGCUGAUAGUCAGGGAAGUGGCCCAUGAGGAGAAAGCCAUGUUUCUUAUCUGUGCCUCCUCCAAUGAGCCAGAGAUGUACGAGAUCCACACCACCUCCAAGGAGGAGCGAAACACUUGGAUGACACAAAUACGGCAAGCUGUCGAGAGCUGUCCUCAUACUGAAGAGAGGCUGUUCAGUGAGGAGGAAGAGGCUCGAGCUUCCAGGUUCAAAGAGUUUCAAGAGCGGCUGAGUCAGAAGGACACAGUAAUUGUGCAAGCUCUUACUGAGAAGCUGCAGCUGUUUGCAGACAUGGCAGAGUCUUUGGCAGGUCUAGAGGACACAGCUUCACGUUCUAGACUUCUGCUUCGAGGAGACGCCUCAGACCUCCAGCAGGGGGAGACCCUGCUCAAAGGAGCUAUCACUGAGGUGGAGAACCUCCAGAACCUGCUGCAGUCCGGAGUGAGGGAGGAGGCUCCAGCCUCUCGACUGGAGGAAGGAAGCGGCUCUGGGGCCUUGCCCAGACGAGCGGAUACUUUUGGGGGCUAUGACAGCAGCCCCACCAUCCUUAGUAAGAAUGGCAGUGUGAGGAAGAACUCUUCUGGCGAGUCCAGAAACAGAGACAGAAGCCAGAGAGCAAGCUCCGACCCUCAGCUCAAAGACCUCUGUGGCAGCCACACCCUGGAGCAGACGGUUGAUGAGAGCUCCUGCUCUCCUGCCAGAUGGAACCGCAUCUGGUCCAACUCCUUCCCUGAGGCUGAGUUCUUUGACAGAGUGGUGAUGCUCUCCCAAAGGCUCUAUAGUCUGCAGGCCAUCAUAUCACAGCAGGACAGUUACAUCGAGCUGCAGCGGGCCUCUUUGACAGAGCGGGCAUCCCUGCCCGGGCGCCACCGAGGGAACGUGCUCCUGGAGCAGGAGAAGCAGCGGACUCUGGCCCUGCAGAGAGAAGAGCUGGCCAGCUUCCACAAGCUGCAGUCUCAGCACCGGCAGGAGCAGCAGCGCUGGGAGAAGGAGAGGGAGAGGCACCGCCAGCAAGUCGAGGCCACUGAGGCCAGGCUCCGACAAAGGGAGGAGGAGUGCAAGCGGCUGGAGGAACAUCUGGCAAAAGAAAAGGAGGAGCUAGACAGGCAGAGGGAGACGUACCAGCAGGACCUGGAGAGACUGAGAGAGUCCACCAGAGCUGUGGAGAAAGAAAAGGAACGCCUGGAACACCAGAAGAAGAUCAAGAGGAAGACCAUUGAGGUGGCUCCUCUGUCUGGCAGUCUGAACGGGGAGCUCCUCAUGUCGUCUGGCCUCACCAGCUCCACCAGCGCCUCCGACCUGCCCCUGCCUCAGAAGCCCCUAGUGCGCGCCAGCUUGUCUGUAGCGCCAGCCGACUAUCCAGAGCGCCCUGAAGUGAUGUUGCGGCGCGAGACGGGCUCCUCCACCCUGCCACUGAAGACAGAAGUGCCGCUCCAUCUCUUCAGCACCACCAACCAGCAGCACAAACUGGUCGGGGUGCAGCAGCAGAUCCCCACCAAGCUAGCCGCCUUCAGCAGCGGCAAAGGGAAAGGAGGCAAGAGUGGUAAAGCUUCACAUCGCACUGACAGCACAGCCUCAGUGGAUAUGAAGCAGAUGCUGAAGUUGUCUGGCCGAGACGAAAAUGCCCAGAAGGCCAAGCGCUCGAUCAGCCCCCACCAGCAGCUCUCGCUGACAGCCCUGCAUCACCACACGGAUCAACUCAGUCCUCCAGACAGCGCAGGAACAGACAGCCAAACCACCUCCUCGGUCAGCACCUCCCUCCCUGCAAAUAUUCAGAAGCCCCCCAUGCCUCCUGCACAGUCCCAUCCUCAGCCCUCCAUGCAGACUUCCACCAUGCCUCCCCACUCACAGAGCAGCGGAUUUCUCCAGUUCCAGUCCCACGUGCAGCCGCAGGGCCUCAGUCCAAACACCCAGGCCCAAGUCCCGGUAAAUCACGGGCUCAGCCACAGCCACAGCCACAGCCACAGUCACAGCAUGCCGCCUCCGUACAAGAUCCCCACAGAGGACCUCAACAAGGAGGACGUCAUCUUUUUCUAAACUCCAGUUCUGCUGCCCUCAGAUCAAGCACUGAUCACAAAAACGAUAAAAGAAAAACUAUUUUGGGAUGGUUACUGAUCCCCAAUCAACCACAAGGUCCAUUGCAAGGAGCCACUUAUAUGUGAUAAAGUGACGAUGAUCAGUGUGGGCAGGUGUGUUGUUAUUGACUGUUGAGAUCAGGUAGUUAAAAUGUAUGUACAAAGUUGCAGCAGUCUAUUGCAGAGAGCCUUUGUCAGAGCUACAGUGGCUCAGAAAAAAAAUCGCAACAUUUUAUUCAAAAAAGAGGACUUUCUUUUAAACGGUUUCUUCUUUAUUUAAUUUUUUUUUCUAAACAAGUAUGAAGAGGGAACCUUUGGCAGAACAAAGGUGUCUUGAAACAAGUAUGAAAAGGUUUAAAUGAAGUCGCAACAAUCCAAAGACUUUAGCUGCAAGGGCUGAAGGUAAUUUGACUGAAAGGAACAAUGUGAAAGAAAAACGGUUGGGUGCAUUUCAGGAGACUCUGGUCAGGCUGGUUAGUGAAGCAUGUACAAAGUGAAAGGUGCAGCGGCGGAGUCCCGGCCUUAAACCUCUGCUUCUACUGGACCUGGAACCACAAGAAAUGAUUCAACAGAAACUCAGAAGAACUCUUAAUACACGGACACUCUCUUCUUGAUGUUUCAUUUGCACAGUGUAAAUACUCCAUUCCAGACUUAUGAAUGAACUUUUGUGGACGAAAUGUGUGUUGUUUGGUUGUACAGUUGUGAAGGUUCUUUUAAUUUAGUUCUUCUUGUUCUGCUUAAUCAUGCUUAUUGCAGAUGGCUGACAUUGUGGAUUACAUCUGUAGUGCUGCCAGUGGUUCCGAAACCUGACUUGCAAUUGGUCACCAACCUGUUUUUUCACACUGUUGUUUAAUAUUACUUCGUUUCAAUUAAGGGAUAAUUUGGCUUUUGGCAAGUUGUACUGUUUUUCCAGCCCAAGCAGAGUGGGACAAACUCAGGGAUGCCUUUCUUGUGUCUCUGUACAGUAAUGUCAGUGUAGCUUUCUCUAGGUCUGUUCCUGCAUUUCAUAGAAGCAGCUCUCCUUAAAAACACUGAGGGUUAAAAAUUAAACAGUUUUAUUUAACCCAUUAACAAUAUUUCCCAUUACAGCAUUUUCACAAGUAGCUUUUUUAUUUCUGCAACUAUGGCUGGUUUGUCAGCUGUUUGAUAAAAGGUCACUUCUUUAAUACAGACAUUUGCAACAGAGAUUUAUGUAAAUUUGAGUAUGUACUUUAUUUAAAUUAGUCCUCAACCUUUUAAGUUUAAAGGACAAUGUUUCAGACUUGUAGCUGAGCUGCUAUUGAUCCCAUUACACACCCAGGAAAUUAGCUAAACUUGGCUAAAUUUGGCACCAUUCAGUUUAUCUUGUAGACAUCCAAAAGGCCUCAAUGAGUUUGUCACACCCUAGGGUACAUUUCCCAAAAACUAUCCCUUUAAGAAACACCUGUUUGUUAGUAUUUUAGUGGAGCUGUAGUGUACUGUACAAUUCAGGACAUUUAAUGCUGUAUGUUCUUUUAAAGGUAGAAAUUUUAACUGCUUCAUAUUUCUGGACAGAUGCUAAGAAAAGAGAAAAUGUAGGCUUAAAAGAGAACAUAAGUAAUAGUUACAACAGAGAUGAAAUGCACUGAAAAUAUUAAAAUCCAUCAUCACAUCAAUAGAAAAUAGAACAUCAUGAUUUUGCAUUAGCUGCUCCAGUAGAAUAAAGGCCUGUUUGUUAAUCCCAAAGGUAAACGGCUAAGAUCAUUCAGAUAAGUCGGACAAUGACAACAAGGCCUGAAUGUGCAUAACGGAGCACAGUGUUAACGCAGUUUUAUAUCUUCCACUGUAGUUAUUGUAACGUGGCUUCUGUAUACAUGUACAGAGUUUUCUAGAGCCUCAUAGGACAAACAAAAGCGAGGAGUGUACAGAAAACUGAAGCAUUUUAAAGUUUAUAGUUUCCCCUGCUCAUUCCACGUUGGUCCUCAUUUUUCACCCAACUGAGGAAAUGAAAAGUUCAUGUGAUUGACAAGUCAUUUUUUUUGAAAGCUUGUGUCUCUGGAGCUCAGUUUGCUGACUUGACAGUUUGUAAAAUUGCAAAGCCGCUAUAUCUUUGAGUUAAAUAUGAAGAUGUCCGUUUUAAUCGAGGCCCUCAGGUCUCAUUGACGAUGUGUUUUAAUGAUUGCUGAUGACAUUUCAUUAGCUGAGUCUUAAAUCUCUGUGCCUGAGCGAAAAGCGGUACUGUGACUGUGCAGUGGUCCUGCAGCAAAAGAAGACUAUCAGCUGUUGUCUGAGAUUUCAGUCUUUAUCUUUCUUCACAGAAGAAAUAUGGGGAUGUCCAUCCCAUUACUUCUCACUGUAUCUACAUGAGAUUCCUUUAAAUCCUGAAGUAGUUGACACAUUGAUGCGUUCUGUGUCUCUGGAGAAAAAAAUAUUAGAAGAGCUUUUUGUCUUUUGUGUCUUUUGUCUUGUCUGGAGUUUGAGCAAGUUUUCUAAGUGUUGAUGUAUAUUAUGUAUAUUGUUGUACAUACCGUACCUGAUCUCUUCUGCACCGGCUGCCCUCAUCCUACACAUUCUUGUAUUAGAAACAGAUAUUUGACAUGAAUCAAGAUGCAAAAGUCAGCCAAAAGUCUGUUUGUGUAUAUGUAUAUAUACACUUAAGAUACAAACCCAUGUGUGUAUGUACAGUAUGGUACGCCUUUGCUUGGAUAAACUCGUGGCAGUUUAUGAAACCACAAUCAGUCAUUGCUGUUGUAUAAAUCAACAAAAAUGGAAGGUGUGUAUAUUUAAUCUCCUGAUCUGCAUUGAUGUUGUAGCUUUGAAGUCGAGGUGCAGUGUCUGUCGUAUUUGUCCUACAACUCAUGAGUGAUGUUUCACCAAGAUUAUGUAGCAGUCAUAAAAAACGAAACCAUCUGCUCGUUUCAGUCGGUUAAACCAAAGAGACAUUCGGCUGACUGGGCUCCUGUCUGUGCUCGUGUAUGAAGGAUGAAUAACACUGUGCUGGUUGUGUGGUCAUCCACAAAGUGUUAUUACUUGUAGAAACACCCUCCAGGGAGUGUCCAUAACAAGUGUGUUUACAGCACAUUGUAGUCCAGUUCAUAUCCUGCUUCAGGUCUAAUUUUUGGAUUUCCUGUUUGUUUUGCAGCCUCACAUCCACAAAUCACAAAUGUGUCAAACUACACAAACAACAAACCAUGAAGUCGACAAUAAAUCAAAUAGGUACGCCAGAGUACGGCACAUCCUAACUAUAGUGUCUGAUUUUUUUUCCAUGAUCAGUACAUGGACUCACUUAACUCUGUUGAAUAAAUAUUGGAUUUAUGUACGCCAGCACUUCAUCAUCGCAAAGAACCAUGGGCUGUUAAUGUGCAUGUGAACAUACUUUUGCUGGUUUUCAGUGGGUUGAACCCAAAUUAAAAAAGGCUUUCCAGAUUUUGACAAAACAAUCCCAAAUAAAGGUCCACUUACUAGCUUUUUCCCCCAGAGCUUUCACCCAUCUCUCACAGUCUUCAGCCAGUGCUUAAAAAUCCCAACAUGAGCGGGAAGUGUUGAAAUUGCUAUUGAUAAUAUCAUGACGGCUUCUAGCUCACAUAUGACAACUGAACAAACUCCAUUCACGGAUGAAAACCAUAUGAUAUGGUUGAAAGCUGUAGAAGAAGCCAGUAGGUCCACUUUUGAGUUAGCAUUGUUUUUGUAAAACAACUUUUUUCCAAGCUAAAUAAUUAACUUUUAUUUACAUGUUUGUUCAUUUUCCUGUAUUUCCCCGUGUCUCUUUUUUAAUUCCGUGAGUGAGAGAUGUUAAACAACAGGAAAAGUGGUGUAAGAGCACUUUAGUUCUGCUCCAGGUACGAGACUUUUAUCUGUGGAUUAUAAUGGGCCUCGACAGGAGAGGUGGAUGCUGCCUGUUGCUGUCACUGUUUGGAUCAACUCAAGUCUUAAAUGUUGUUUUGCUGUACUGAACUACUUAACCUUUUUGCUCUGUUUUAAAACUUGGAAGCCAGUCAGUCACAU
Seriola dumerili (greater amberjack) is the source of this 9047-nucleotide messenger RNA. RefSeq names its product rho guanine nucleotide exchange factor 18-like (gene arhgef18b). The record is from RefSeq and is a predicted model, not a curated record. Lineage: Eukaryota; Metazoa; Chordata; Actinopteri; Carangiformes; Carangidae. Gene Ontology annotation, biological process: small GTPase-mediated signal transduction. The coding region runs from base 229 to 5046 and encodes 1605 amino acids. Gene Ontology annotation, molecular function: guanyl-nucleotide exchange factor activity. The transcript is spliced from 31 exons.